AUGGCGCCUGCGUUGGAAAGCUCGACCUCCAACAUGACUGGCGCGCCGGCGGGUGAAAGCUGGGAGCAGUUGGCCGAAGACUUGUGGUUGAGCGGAUUGAAUGCUCCGAAUUCAAGACCAGAAAUCGUCAAGAGCAAGAUCUGGGAUCGUCUUGAGGGCGAAGCGUUCAAUUGGCGGUCGCUCUCUUCCCUCGAAAGCCUCCAGAUACUGGAACGGUGCAAAGAUAUAUUCGUUGAUCGCCCUGAACAAUUUUCGAGCUUGUUUCAUCGGGUCCUCUCUUUGAAUCUUGACAGUACACUCCCGUCAUUCGCAAAAUUGUCGCUUCUAUCUUUUGUGGUCGUUGCCUUCCAAUCCCUAGAGAAGCCGAUAGUCCGCAAGGAAAGUGCACCAUUAGUCUCAAUAUCAAUAUGGCACAAUCUUCAUUCCGAAGCCGUACGAGAUAAAGUUCUGGACCAAAGCGCCGUUGCGCGGAAGGCGUGGCGUGCUGCUCAUAAACGCUAUGAAGCAGCGGACGACCCGUCUAAGGCCAAACUGCGCUUUGACCGCUCGUGGCUCUACACACUUCUACUAGAUUUCCUUCGUCAGGUGAAUGACACUGGCAGUGUUACUGAAAGCGCACUCUACUCUCAGCGGUUGCUCGAGUUCCUGAUUGACCUCGUCAGUCAACUACCCACGCGGAGAUAUGUCAUUACUGUCAUUAAGGAUCUCAAUCUGCUGCCUAUUCUCAAGUUAUCAAGGUUGUUUGAAGACGAGCGAAACUCGCUGAUCAGGGAACAAAAUUUACUUUUGCAGCACUUUGUUGACUUUGUGGUCGAUGACUACAGUGGACAUUCGUCCAAGCUCAAGACCAGUUACGAGUCACAUUGUAAUGCCCUGUCGAACUUGCAAAGGGUGGCAAUGAAACACUUUGAAGCCAAACUCAAAGUUCUUGCCUUUUCCAACUAUGCGUCUAUUGCUGAGAGAUCCGGUCUUGAGUCACAUUUAGGAGCAUUGUCGGAGGAAGAACUUGAACGAUUGUGCUCACUGCUACAGCUGCGUACACAAUAUCCAAGACAGGCCAACGUCCCGAUUGGCCGACGCUUAUACCUGGAAACCUUGCUUGCUGCUUUUGAACGCCCAGUUGACUUCCAAAGUAUGGUGUCAGAUUUUUCCACGUUGCCCACCGAAGCUGAUCUAUAUGAUCAAUCUCUCUUGCGGACAGAAGAAUAUGAUGGGUCCCAGCCGUUGCCAAUUCCAAAAUUCAAUCUGCAGUAUCUGAACCUAGGCGACUUCCUCUGGCGCUCAUUUCUUCUAUAUCGUUCCGAAGCCUUUUUUGAAAUCCGAAAAGACAUCGAGAGCGUUGUAAGGAGGAUGCGGCCACGGCCGGGUGCUGACGCAAGCUCUCUUCGAUAUGAUGGGUUCUCGAGAAUGGGAGUGCCAAUUUUGAAACCUGCAAUCAUCGAGGUUGCGCAACCACAGGUAGGUUCAAGCAAGCCCGCCUUCGUCCGUGCAGAGAUCAUACUCGAUGUGAAUCAUCUGAACAAUAAUGCGCGGGUUGGCUGGGAUGAUCUUCGACCAAACGAUGUGGUUUUUUUGCUGUGCGUUAAGAGCAGCGACCAUUCACCUAUCUCCAUGAAUGGCGACUCAACUAUCCACCCUGAUUAUGACUGGAAAAUCAAGUAUGCGCGGGCCGCAGAGGUUGUUCAAGUACUCGACGGAAAUGGCAGGCAUUUGAGAGACGCGCAAGUGCCGCAGACAAAUGGCUCUGUUGCUCGGCCUGCCCAGCGACGUCUUCUCGUGAAUCUUGAUAGAGUCAAGUACAAAGGAGACCUGGAUCGGGUCGCCCAAGGCAAGCCAGAUAUUUAUCAGUCAUUGAACGUCAUCGUGCGAAGAAAUAGGAAAGAGAACAAUUUCAAGGCCACGCUAGACACUAUACAAUCACUGGUUGCUGCCAAUACGCACCUACCAACCUGGUUCCGGGAUUCGUUCCUUGGAUAUGGAGACCCUUGCUCUUCGCAUUAUACUCACUUGUCGAACAAGGUCCGGUCACUGGACUACCGAGACACUUUCCUGGAUUGGCAACAUUUAGAACAAAGCUUUCCGGAGAGAACUCUGCAGCCAGCGGCAGAAUUGGGCUCUAUCUUUCCACCACCUUAUGUUCUUCAAUUGUUCGAUGAGCCCAGUGAGACUGAGCCAACGAAUCCCAGAAAACGUCGGCGAGAGCAGAUGGAAUCAGAUAAUUUCGCAACAGCACCGAUCAAGGUCUCCUCAUACACCCCCCCCAAAACUGGUCCAUAUCCAAUGGAUGCUCCUCGAUUGAACAAGAUACGCUUCACUCCAGCACAGACAGAAGCAAUCACAUCUGGCACGCAGCCGGGAUUGAGCGUCGUCGUUGGGCCUCCUGGCACAGGCAAAACUGAUGUAGCAACUCAAAUUAUUAAUCUGCUCUAUCACAACUUCCCCAGGGAGAGAAUUCUCCUUGUUGCGCACAGCAAUCAAGCUCUUAACCAGCUUUUCCAGAAAAUUGUUGCGCUAGACAUUGACAGCCGCCAUUUGCUCCGGCUUGGGCAUGGUGAAGAAGAUCUUGACACCGAAGCAUCUUUCAGCAAGCAUGGGCGCGUUGAAUCCUUCAUGGACAACCGAUCUGGUUUCUUGGCCGAGGUUGAUCGGCUGGCAGCAUCAAUGAACGUUGAAGGAGCGCACGGCAACUCCUGUGAAACCGCUGAUUACUUCAACAAGGUGUACAUUCAACCCGCCUGGUCUCGCUUCUGGGAUCAAGCUCACUCCCCUGCCGCGAGUUCUGACUCCAUCAUCCAAAAUUUUCCUUUUCAUAUUUAUUUUUCCAAUGCACCAAAUCAACCACUCUUUUCUCCCGACAAACCUGUUGAAGACCUCAUUGCCAUUGCGGCAGGCUGUGAAUACCACAUUUCCCGGAUAUUCACUGAGCUUGAAGCCAUUCGCCCGUUUGAAAUCCUUCGUCAACCUAGGGAUAAAGCGAAUUAUCUGCUUGUGAAAGAGGCGCGCAUCAUCGCCAUGACAUCUACCCAUGCCUCGAUCAGACGAGCUGAGAUCGCCAGCCUUGGUUUCCACUGUGACAGCCUGAUCAUGGAAGAAGCAGCCCAGAUCACCGAGAUUGAGUCCUUCGUGCCUUGCGCUAUGCAAAACCCUGAUUCUCAGAGCGGUGAGUUGCCUCUGAAGCGGAUUGUCUUGAUUGGCGAUCACUUGCAGAAUUCCCCAGUCAUCCAGAAUCUGGCCUUUCGACAGUACGCCAAUUUUGAGCAGUCACUUUUCCUUCGACUUGUCCGCUUAGGCGUUCCUACCAUCAACCUGGAUCAGCAAGGUCGAUGUCGGCCCUCUAUAGCUGAACUCUUCCAAUGGCGAUAUCCAUCCCUCACGAACCUCCCUCAUCUGAACCAACUCCCGAAAUUCGCGCGAGCCAACGCCGGGUUCAAAUACGACUACCAAUUCAUCGACGUACCAGACUACCAGGGUCAAGGUGAGCGAGAACCAUCGCCUCAUUUUAUCCAGAAUCUCGGUGAAGCCGAAUACGCUGUCGCCUUGUUUCAGUACAUGCGCCUGCUUGGUUAUCCGGCGCGUAAUAUCUCGAUCCUCACAGCUUAUGCAGGCCAGCGAGCGCUGAUCAGAGAUGUGCUGGCCCACAGAUGCACGGGCAACAGUCUAUUCGGACUGCCAAGAAUGGUGUCUACGGUGGACAAGUACCAAGGCGAACAGAACGGUUAUAUUAUCCUCUCGUUGACACGAACCAAGUCUGUUGGUUAUCUCCGCGACGUGCGUCGUCUCACCGUCGCUCUCUCCCGAGCUCGGCUUGGCUUGUAUAUUCUCGGUAGAAGAGAUCUUUUUGGAUCCUGCUUUGAGAUGAAACCGGCGAUGCAGAUCCUCGAGAGAAGACCAUCAAAGCUGCUCCUGACCACUGGGGAGAUGUAUCCGACACAACGGCUACUCGAUGAUGAGGUUGAGGGUGUCGAGAUGGACGGUGUUGAGCAUCUCGGGCAGUAUGUGUACGAAAUGACCCAAGCGAAGAUCAAAGCGUUUGGGGGAGAGGUCACUAUGGUUCGCGACGGCGAUGGCAACGCAGUUGAUGAGGGUUAUGCUGGGGAAGCGCAUGUGGUCGAUUUGGGUUUCGAGGAGGAAGAAGAUCCCCUGCAUGAGCAGGUUGCUCCUUAA
Endocarpon pusillum Z07020 is the source of this 4164-nucleotide messenger RNA. RefSeq lists its product as uncharacterized. The record is from RefSeq and is a predicted model, not a curated record. The transcript is spliced from 2 exons. Bases 1 to 4164 code for a protein of 1387 amino acids. Gene Ontology annotation, biological process: mRNA splicing, via spliceosome. Gene Ontology annotation, cellular component: catalytic step 2 spliceosome. NCBI's taxonomy places the organism in Eukaryota, Fungi, Ascomycota, Eurotiomycetes, Verrucariales, Verrucariaceae. Gene Ontology annotation, molecular function: helicase activity; mRNA binding.